UGGAUUCCAGAGCAAGGGUCUCUGAGGAGUUAGUAGACCAUAUUAUGGUCUAGCUCCCCCUCCCCAAGGAUCCUUUUUGCACAUGUGUCGCUUGGGGGUCUCCUUGACCUCAAGAAUGAGAAAUAUGUGGUCUCUGUAGCUUUUUAUCUAAACAAGACUCAGCUCCUUCUUGCUCCUGCCGUUAUCUUCAUCUUGAAAUAUCUGUCUACAGGGGACAGAUUCCAGCUGCUCAGCCUGGGGCCCAUCUAUCUCCUGCCUCAAGGGGACUCUGGGUUGCUGAAACCAUGCCCAAGUUCAAGCAACGAAGAAGAAAGCUAAAAGCCAAAGCAAAAAGAUUUUUCAAAAGAAAAGAAGCCUCUCACUUUCAGUCUAAGCUAGUUACACCUCCCCCUCCGCCACCCUCACCAGAAAGAGUGGUUAUUCCUUCAACAGAUACACCCCUUAGCAGAAGCUGGCUAAGACCAUCCUGGAACUUCAAAUUUCCCAAUUUUAAAGAUGCAAUAAAGCUUUGGACAAAUAGAGUAUGGUCUCUAUACAACUGGUUUCAGAACUGCAUGGCCUGGAGUUUGGAAGUAUUGAAAGACACCAUCUUUCCAUCCCGUUUCUGCCACCAAGAACUUCAUAGUCUAAAACAACGGUUUCACAUUUUGGAAAGUGAAUUAUGCAAGCUCCAGGAAGAAUUGAAGGCCGUCUCAGAAAAUUCUUCCUGUCCAAGCUGUGGUCAGAUGUGUCACAUGCGUGGUAAACUUACAAAUGUGCCUGCAUGUGCUCUAACCACCCCUGGAGACUCCGAGGCUGUACUUGCCACCGCACUGCCACAGCCAGCCAGUCGUCUUCCUCCGCCCCCGCCUCCGCCCCCACCUCCGCCUCCGCCCCCGCCCCCUCCGCCUCCACCACUGACAGCACCUUUGCUGCUCAGAAAAUCUGAUCUCACUAAAGCACAGCAGGCUGAACCAUUAAAAAAAAAUGGACCCAUGCAUAUAACAGUUAAAGAUCUACUGACUGUGAAAUUAAAGAAGACACAGAGUUUUGAUGAAAGGAGGAAGCUUGUACCAUCACCAAAGGCACAGAAUCCACUAGUUACUGUCUCUGACCUGCGGUGCGUUUCCCUGAAACCGAAGUCCAAAGUGUUAUCAACUCGAGUUACAAAUGUCUUAAUUACUCCUGGUAAAAGCCAGUUAGAUCUGCGGAAACUACUCAGAAAAGUUGAUGUAGAGAGGAGCCCAGGUGGAACCCCACUUACCAAUAAAGAAAAUAUGGAAACAGGAACUGGGCUGACCCCAGUAAUGACCCAGGCCUUGAAGAGAAAGUUUCAGCUGGCUCACCCUAGAAGCCCAACUCAAACUCUGCCACUUUCUACAAGCAGCUUUGAUGAACAAAACUGAUGCCACCUCUGCCUGACUCCAUAUGAUGAUCCAUAAAAUACACAGAUAAUAUUAUCCCAAUCCUUUUUUAAUGUAGUAUGUAUAAAUAAUUAUAUUAAUAUAUAAUUCAUUCGAAGAAUUAAAAUAUGUAUGGAGCCCAUACAUACUGUAGCGUAAAGCAAGUAUUAGGAUAUUUUCUAGUUUACAUGAUCAAUCAUAGAACAGAUGGGAAAAUGCGAUCCCCAAAGUGAUGUUUAUCCUGGAAUUACCGAAUUUAGGUUGGGGAGGUUAUUCAAGUUUAACUAGAUAACUCUAAUUUUUACUCUAUAGGUGCAGUUAUGACAUUAAGAAAAUAACCUGGUGCCCAUUCAUCUUGGGUAGUCUCAGGUAAUUGAAAAGCAAAGUAUUUCAGCCUAUAAAGCUCAUGCACUCAUUAAGUGCUACAAACUUAACCAUAAAAAACAGACCCUCUAGAUUUUAUUUCUGUUCCCUAUAAGCAAUUAAGAAGUAAAACCAUCCCCCAUUCAAACCUAACUGUUCCAAAAGAAUUUGAAACAAAAACUCCAAUGUGACCUUAAAAAUUAAAAUAUCAUGGGACUUCCCUGGUGGUGCAGUGGAUGGGACUCCGCAAUACAGGGGGCCCGGGUUCUAUCCCUAGUCAGGGAACUAGAUCCUGCAUACAUGCUGCAACUAAGAGUUCGCAUACCGCAACUAAGGAGCCCACAUGCUGUAACUAAGGAGCUGGCAAGCUGUGACUAAGGAGCCCUGGAGCCACAGCUAAGGAGCCUGCCUGCUGCAACUAAGACCCGGCGUAACCAAAACAAUAAAUAAAUAAAUGGUUUUUUAAAAAAUUAGAAUAUCAUUUCUAGCAUCUUAGGUAUGUAGUUAUAUAUGGCUUCCUGAAGUCUGAGAUAUUCCUCACUUUGAUAUCUGCUAUCCACAUUCAUGAUGCUAAAUAUAAAUUUCAUGAAGACCUCAAGAGCAACCUUGUGUUUUCCACAGUGCCCCACCAAGGAUUCUCUGAAGUCCAUAGCAGGUUCACUGUGAGAUUUUAUUCCCUGUCCUCAACCACCUGUUGAUUCAAUAACAGUAAUCAUGCACACCUCACUGGAUUUUGCUUUUUCCUGACAGUACAGGGUUGACAGAUUUAGCAAAUACAAACACAUGACACCCCAUCAAAGUCUAAUUUCAGAUAAACAACACAUAACUUUUAAGUAUAAAUAUGUCCCAUUAAACAAUGAAUAAUUUUUUGAAGUUUAAAUAUGUCUCCAGUAUUGCAUGGGACAUAUUUAUACUAAAUUAUUCGUUGUUUAUCUGAAAUUCAAAUUUAACUGAACAUUCUAUAUUUUAUUUGGCAACCCUAUCAGUCAGUCUUCUACAAAGUUGCCAAUUUCUGGGAGCCCCCAGUUUGUCAGACAUGUCUACUUAGCAGGAGACACUACUCUAGCUUCAGCCAAGACCCCUAAUCACUAAUGCGAUAAAUAUCAUGGAGGAAGAGGAACUCUCAUUAGGGUAAGUGUGACUCUGAAGGCACAGGAUUAGCUUUGAUGCUGAUAACUUCCGCUGCAGUUCUAAGCAUAAAGGUAGCAGCUCCUCAUGGAGGGGAAACAAGGAGUGGCAGUUUUUCACUGAACUUUCUAGCCCGACAGGAAACAGCUACAUAAGAUGAUAUCCUUGAAAUAUCCGCUGGUUAUCUCAGGCUAGAAAGAUAUUUUAGCAAUUUCCCCAAAAUGCCUAUAUAUCCUCAGAUAAAUAUAGCUUUGAGAUGCCAAAUACAGUGUUGUGGAAAGUCACCAAACUGGAAGGCAGACGUGGGGACAGUGUCCCUUUUUUCAUGAGACCCACAUUUAUAUUUACAUUUAUGGAUGUAAAUUAAACAGAUAAUGGAAGUUAAGAAAUAUAUCUGUUUCUGGGAUUCCCUGGUGGCUCAGUGGUUAAGAAUCCGCUUGCCAAUGCAAGGGUCAUGGGUUCGAGCCCUGGUCCGGGAAGAUCCCACAUGCCACGGAGCAACUAAGCCCAUGUGCCACAACUACUGAGCCUGCGCGCCACAGCUACUGAAGCCCGCGUGCCUAGAGCCCGUGCUCCACAGCGAGAAGCCACGCAACACAAUGAAGAGUAGCCCCCGCUCGCCACAACUAGAGAAAGACUGUGCACAGCAACGAAGACCCAAUGCAGCCAAAAAUAAAUAAAUUUAUAUAUAUAUAAAAGAAAUAUAUGGGGCUUCCCUGGUGGCGCAGUGAUUGAGAACCUGCCUGCUAAUGCAGGGGACACGGGUUUGAGCCCUGGUCUGAGAGGACCCCCACAUGCCACGGAGCAACUAGGCCCGUGAGCCACAACUACUGAGCCUGUGCGUCUGGAGCCUGUGCUCCGCAACAAGAGAGGCCACGGUAGUGAGCGGCCCGCGCACCGCGAUGAAGAGUGGCCCCCGCUUGCCACAACUAGACAAAGCCCUUGCACAGAAACGACGACCCAACACAGCAAAAAUAAAUAAAUUAAUAAACUCCUACCCCCAACAUCUAAAAAAAAAGAAAUAUACCUGUUUCUAAUAAUUUUUUUAAACCUGCUACUAUGUUUAUAUUAAGUGAAAUUAAAGGGAAUAAUCACUGAGAAUAAAGCCAGUGAUUAUUUGUAAAUAUUUUCUGGGGCAUUUAUAAUGUUUAUAAUAUUAAUAAACCACUGUGUACUGUAUCAAUUUAUUUUAAAUGAUUUGAUCAUUCUUGUGAGAUAAAGUUUCAUUUUUUUAAAAAAGCUAUAGAAAUCCUAUAGAUAAACAUUUGUAAAGCUGCUAUUACCAUUGUACCAGUAUUGAAGUGUGUUCUAUCUUACAUCUCUUACUAAUUUUA
Physeter macrocephalus (sperm whale) is the source of this 4207-nucleotide messenger RNA. RefSeq names its product proline rich 11 (gene PRR11). Gene Ontology annotation, cellular component: cytoplasm; nucleus. Bases 285 to 1385 code for a protein of 366 amino acids. The transcript is spliced from 10 exons. Lineage: Eukaryota; Metazoa; Chordata; Mammalia; Artiodactyla; Physeteridae. The record is from RefSeq and is a predicted model, not a curated record.